UAGUGUGCGUUGGUGGUCUUCGUGCGCCUGGUGGAAACCGACCGCACUCGACCUCGGAUCACGCUUCUGCGGGCUGUAUCAUGUCAAGAAGACAGGUUCCCGAUAACCCUUGGCAGAACGGCAUGCCGCCGUUCGGGUACUGGCCGCCACAAAUGCACCCUAUGAUGAAUACGGGCCCCAUGUGGGCACCACAGGGUAGCCUGCCCUUCAUGGGUGGUGGUAGCGUGGCACCCGACAUGAUGCGGUACCGAGGCAACGUUUCCUCUCAUACAAACUUUAGACGGCCUUAUGAUCAGCCGGACCGCUACCGGCCACGUCAUGGAUACGAUGACCGAUACGGAAAUCGCCAAGGUCGUGGAGACCGGAAGCGCCAUGGUCCUAGUGGCGAGCGGUCGCGAUCUCCGGCGUCGAAGAGAGGAGCACCACAUCGUGACGGUGCUCAAAAAGAUCAAGAGCAGCCCAACAGGCAAGGAGCAUCUGAAGGAGAGGCUUCUGCGGCGGAGAAUGAAGCAGAGAGGGCCUCUGGCACGCAGGCUGAUGACCUCUACGAUCCUGCUGAGCCAACCACGGAGGACACUGUGGAGGGGGCUGAAACAGCUGAAGGACAAGAGCAGCGUGGCACUGGGGAAGGAGAUGCUACUGAAUCAGCUGAUCAGGAAGGUGGAACUUCUGGUCAGCAGAAUGAAGUGGGAAGCGGAGAAGGCGCUUCUACAUCGACUGGUGCAGCUGCCAAGCUGAUUGCCAAGCCAUCAGGGUCGAAGGCUUCAGGCACCAAAAGUACCACCAAAGGAGCUGUCGCCAAGGGGCAAACUGGAGGCCGGGUUGCUCAAAAGGCCCGACAAGAGCAAGGGAAUAAAAAGGGCGGCCAGAAAGAUGGCUGGUGCACGGUGUGCGAAAUCAACUUUGUAGGCCACUUUUUUGACCACAGGAAGCUCGAUGAGCACAAGAAAAAGCGGGAUGAGAAGUAUCCCAAGUGCCAUACCUGCAGCAUGAGCUUCAGUAAUCGCGAGCACUACGACCAUCACUGUGGUGGUGUAGUGCACCUUAAGAAUGUGGAAGUAGAAGAAGAUGUACAGCUGGCUGGGUCAGAUGGAACUUUAGGUGAAGAAUAUUUGGAGGAAGUGCGUGGCUACUUUUGUACUUUAUGCAAUGUGUUCAUGAAGGAGGAACUGAAGCCUUAUCAUUGCAAAACCCUGGGUCAUCACAAAAGACAGAAGGAUGCCAAACGCAAAGAAGGAGCUGGAAAGAACACGAAAUCUGCCAGCGAGAAUACAGAAGAUGAGGAUGAGACAAACCAAGUGGCCUACACCAUCACCGACGAAGUAGGCAGCGAUGACGAAGCCAGGACUGCAGCCUCGGAUGGUGCUGGUCCUUCUGGAGUAACUAUCAAACCAAAGAAAGAAAAUGUGGCUGAAGAAACUGAUCACACCAUGCGAGAGACUCCCGAUGAGCCAUCCAGGGUUGAGCCUGUCAUGCUGGAGUCUGAAGCUGAUGGCCAGUCCGAGCCAGUGAAGGAAGAGAUAAAGGAGCAGGAUGACCUUCAGGAGGAGCACCAGGCAGAGGAGCAAGACGCACCAGAGCAUGAGGCAGCUUCGGCAGAUAUGUCAGUCUUGGAUGAGCAAGAACAAACCAACGUUCCCAGCACCAAUGGCUGCAAAGACUCGAAGGAAGAGGUAGGGGAGAAGCCUGUGGCGGCUUCUCCGAGCAUUAGCGCCGCUCCAGCUACCUUCAAGGCUGCUUUGUCAAAGGCUACGCCAGCCAAAGCACCAGGGAGAAAUUUAGCAGCUCCUAAGGCUGCUGCCGCAGUAGCAAAGCCCGCUGCCACCGUAGCCGCAAAGCCCGCUGUAGCAAUACCUAGGCCUACUGCCCCUGUAUCGAAGCCCACUGCUGCAGUAUCCAAAUCCACUGGCACAGUAGCCAAGCCACCUGUUGCUGCCGCAAGGGUACCUGCCAUCAACUCUGCUGCCUCAACUUCUGCCUCUGCUGCUGCAGGCACCAAGAAGCCGCCAGCUGUGGCUCUCCCAGCGCCAGCUGUGACAACUUCUGCCUCUGCUGCUGCAGGCACCAAGAAGCCGCCAGCUGUGGCUCUCCCAGCGCCAGCUGUGACUGUCCCAGCGCCAGCAGCAGUAGCAGGCAGGGGCGGUACGGCGAGGGGUCGUGGGAGGGGGGUGGCUCCAAAGGCAGUGAGAGCUCGUAAACGCUGAAAGUUGUCACUUUUUUUUUUCUUUUCUGCCAGUCUCCUUGAUGGCGUGGUGAUUCUCAUUUCCGCAGCCUCUUUCCCUUUUUCAUUUCUUUUUACUUUCUUUUUUUAUUUUUCUGGCCUUAGAUAAAGGUAUCCAAGCCAUGGCCAGCCCUUUUUUGUGUGCUAACAGUUGUCAUUGCAUGGCGUGUUUGAAAGUGCCUCACCUCAGUAUAUUUAAGUGUGGGCACGUGAAUGUUUGAACAAGAGCAGCUGGCAUGCUUCCUAAGAGGUCUAUGGUAGUCAACAUUUCCUAUCUCUGUAUGUUUUUAUUUCUUCAUUUCUUUCACCAUUUCUGUAUGUCCUUUAGGACAAAAGGUCAUUUGAUGCAUGCAUCAUCUUUUUCACUGUCAAUUCACUUUUUAAAUUUUCUAUUGACACUGUCCGAGACUCGGCGCGCUAUUUUUUGUGGCAACAGUCAUUUCUUGUGACACCAGUUUUUGUGACAUUUUUGUGACAUUUUUUGUGACAACAGUUAAUGUCCGACUUAUUUUCAAGUGUGAAAAUUCUGUGCACUUCAGUUCAGGUUGAAGAUUGUGUGAACUAUUGAAAUUUGCAUGCAUUAACUACCAUAUUUUUUUCCCAUGGGGGCCACAUAUAUUUUCAUGAAUUUAGAGUCAAGUGAUUGAGUGCAAACCGAGUGCCACUGCACAUAUGGGGGUAGUGGAACUGCGUUGCCACUUUGGCAUUUUGCACCUUUGACAUGUGCACUCAUGCACAAGUGAGCAUCUAAAAACAAAACUCACGUGCAGGUAUCUUGGAGAAACUGCCAUCCUAGCUUUAUUUGCUGCCCUGUUUCAAGCUUGAAGCCACAGAGCUGCAGGAAUGCUGCCACAGUGUUGAAAGUUGCAGACCUAAGACACAACAUUGUGUGCAAGCAUCUGGGAUGAGAGGGAAACUGGAGUAGAAAUGUUGGUCCAUAAUGGGGUUUCAAGGGUAAGAUUUGUAGCAACCAUACAUUUUUCGGGCAGUUAAAGCCAGCACUGUUGGCUGUUUGUAAAACAGACGGUGCUGACUGCUGCUGUCUCUAUUAAAUAAAGCCAGACCUCUGCCCUCUUGGUAGGGGCUCAAACGAAAAUUGGUGGUAGUGGACAGGGAAAUAAAGCUAGGUGUGUGCUAUCUUUGUUGGGGGUGAAAAGGUUUACCCGUGUGUAAGAAAAAAAAAAUUGAUUUGCAUGUCGCAAGUGCUUAACAUUCCCAGUUUUACUUGACAGAAGUUGCUUGAUGUGUGCUGUGGUUUUUCUGUGAAAGCAUCAAAUGUUCUUGGCAAAUUACGUUGAUGGUCAUGUCUUGAAGAACAAGCUCGAGAAAACAUUACCUAUGUGGACAACAGUGAUCUCAUCUUAUGGUUAGUCUAGUAAUUGACAGAACCAAAGCACUUUAUUAGCAAGUGUUCACUAUCAGGCAAUCAGGCAAACCUCUAAGUCAAAGGUAAACUAGGGACAACCACUGGCUUCACCUCCGCUUCUAAGAAGGUGUGCAGAAGGUGUGCGAAUUUUUACUUCAAUUCCAGCAGUUUUUUUGUUUUUUUUAAUAUAUACUGUACAGUCCCCGGCACUGGUCGUGUCUAAUUUGUUGUUAGAGUUUCUCAUGAACACAAGAAGCAUGUGCAGUCCACAUUGAUAACUUUUCCUGGGCUUCCUCCACCUGUUUUUUGUUACUUUUUUGGAGGACAUCUUAUUUCCAGCAGAAUGCAACCACUGUGUCACCACUUCAUGUUGUCUAAUCUACGGCUAGCUUGCACCGAUUUCUGCUAACACACGAUGUGCAUGGUACUUUUUUGUCACAUUUCAGCUUUGAAGUGCAACCUUUUAGUUCAGCAGGUGCUGCUGCCACAAAUGCUAGAUUGCAGACACUUAAACCACCCAGCAUGUUAGACUUUGUUGGCUCUGAGAUAAUCUUGAAUAUAGGUACAAGCUGCUGCAUGUUGUUGAGAAAGAUUGUUGUUGAGACUACAGACGGCGACAAGCUAAAAAUAAGUUUGGCUCCGCCUACAGUCGGCAAUUGUGCUAUUAGUACUGCUAGCCAACUUUAAUUUGUACAUAUAAACCAUCCAAUUGCAUUUUCGUCAGUCCCAUGUCGUCACGUAAUUUUGUACAAGGCUGUGUGUAGUGUGCAAGAAUAUACACCAUUUGAACAUGUGUGAACCUCGAAAAUGGGUGUAGAUGCUUCAGCCAGCUGCAUUCCUGUAAUUUUCGUAGUGUCCGAAGCCUUUUGGCACUACAAGUAGUAUUUUUCUAUAGUCUGGAACAACAUCGACUAGCAUGGCAUGGGUAUUAGUCAAGUUGAAAUUGUAUAGGCAUACCUUUUUCGUUAUUCCCAUAACAUCAAUCAAUCUUGCACUGCAGGUAAUAAUGUAUGGGUUUCAGUGCUGCCAUAUGGAGCUGUUAUGUAUAUGUAACAACUAAACACACAGUGUUGCGGUAGACGCCUGUGCACGGAAACUUUUCAGUUGCGACGUUUCAUGACCGUGUCACUUUCACAUCGCGUCGUGUAAAAAUACAAAAAAUUCAUUCGACAGCACGAGGUGGCCUUGCCCAUGCAGUGUAUAUAAAAUCUUCUAUACUCGCUACAACAAUCGACUACUUUAGCAUGGUAAUUGUCAGGGCUACGGAGCAAAUUCUUUUUAAUGAAAACGUCCAAAUUUUCAAAAGACAUGACUGUUCCGAUAAACAAUUUCUUACAUAUUUUGGAAUGGUUGAGUGCAUUUUAAAGGAAUAAAGUGCGGCACCUGCACGCCAGCGCUGGCAAAGACUUCAAAGCAGCCGCAGGGGAUGCAGGAUAGUCGAGGCGGUAAUGCGGACUAGUUGGUUAUCUGCAUCUUUGUUCUAUUGCACUACCAUAAAUGAAUGCGGAUGUGGGGUGCACGUGUUCCUGUUCGGCUACUUGCCUUUCUCCACCUCCCUUUUGCAUUCCACAAACGCACUAUAAUGUGCCCCUCUGUUCUCACCCCCCCCCCCCCCCCACACACACACACGGGCGAAUUUUUCAGUCACUGCUGUUCGUAACAGUUUUUAAGAACAGUAGUGGGAGCUGAGUGGGAUAAGUCGUGGGCUACUGCUGACACGGCCAUUACUGGUGGCGCCACGUCUAGUUCACGGCGCAAUGUAAAAAAAACAACAACGUUGAAUUCGUUGGGAUCUACUAGUUUUUGUGUGAAAUGAAGACUGUGUCCACCAAUUUAAGCACCUAAUCUCUUAGUUUGGCUUGAGCUAUGAGCAGCAAAAAGUUAGUUCAGUAUUUUUCUCUCUCUCUUAUAGGGUGAGAUCGGCCAUUUAAUUGCAUUCGUGCGUUCUCAUCAUGUGUAGGAGUUUUGUACAACAAAAAGGCUGGAAGGGAACGAAAGCUCAAGUUUGCGUAGCGACGACAACCCUGCGCCUAUCGCUGGUGGCUAGCUCGUGGGAAUUUGAGGAUAGGCACGGCAGAGGGUGCAGGCGACAGACACAGUGUGUUUCGCCAAAGCGGGAGCACGAGCGACGCGCGCAGAACGUGUUCUGCAGUUGGUCUAAGGACUUUGUUGCGGUGCCGUCUGCUUGGCACGCCAAAACGAGACAUUCACUGUGCGAAGCUGCCUUUCCGUGAUGAAAGAAACGACCCCAUGGAAGCAUCGUGAGGUCUGAAGUAUUGUUGUGUUGUGGGCUGCCACAACAAUGUUGACAACACCAAAGGAUGCUCUCCACGUGUGCAACUGUAUCAGUUGCCGGAAAGUCAUGCCGGGGAAUCGAGAGCUGAACCGCAUUUGCGAAAGAUAGACCAAGCAUGACAGGAGAGUUGGAAAAAACGAGAUGGGAAUUUUAACUUGAUCGCAGUAGUUAAAGCUCAGCUUGAUGCCUUGCGGCAAUGUCAGUGGGUCAUGUUCCCGUGGCCCAGAGGACGUGACUCUAAAACUUCUCUCGGACAUUUUAAUGCCAUGAUCGUAUCAGUUCUUUUUUUUUUUUUUCAUUUUUAGCAGGCCGCAAACGUUUGCACAUGACAUUACAUGGCUGAUACUGCUCGAUAUCUUAUAAAAACAAUUAUGAUUUUCAUGAUCGUCGACACAGCACAUUGAGAGAGAGCAGCACGCCUUCAUGUCGACAGAAUGAGACUCGCCUCGAGGCACACGUCGUACACAGUAUUGUUACGGACCUGAAAAAUGCAUUUCGCAUUGGCUCGGACGUCCUCGUCUUCUAUCGUCUCCUCUUCGUCAUCCUUUAUACUCUUUUUGUUAGAUUUGCUUUUCAGAAAUGCUUGCCCAACUCUGAGAUCUUUUUGAAGCCGCACUGCAGGAAGUAUAUUUUGAGGGGACUAAAACGCACCGUGCGCGCUCUGCACAGGCACUUAAACGAGCGGCAGUGCAUUCGUGGGAAGGGAAAAUUCGUGACAUACAUACCCCAUUUCCACUUUUUGAUCAGAUAUGGCGCUGCUUGUUGCAGUGCCAUAUUAUGGACAUAGGCGUGGGCACUGGGAGGUGGGGCCCAAACGCGGCCCUCGGUACAUUUAGUUUAUAUAAAGAGGGGGACGAACCCCCCACCCCUCCAAGGGGAACCCUGCGCAUGGUAUUGGUACUCCUGUCAAGUUUAAUUGGUGUAGAUCCGGUAGCCAAUUUCGUUCGUCAUUUCUAUAAUGUCGAGCAAAUUUGCUUGUUUCUCAAAUUAUUUUACUUUGUGUGUUUUUGUACCGCAGAUUUUAGGUUGACACAUGGCGAAUUGUAAUUGUAUUUGAAUUGUAAUUGUGUUGUAAAUGUGUUUAGCCAAAGACAUUUCAGCUAAGUACUUCUAUUUUCGAAUAUGCCUACGCAUGUGUACCAGCACAGAAAAACUUUUUAGGUGGAGCUGCUUCUGCAAUAUUGGGCUGUUUUCUUGUGUUGAUUAUUCUGCCUGUGUCCUGUUGCAUAUGGCAUGUUUUGUCGCGAGUACUACCAUAAUAGAGUUUAUUUUUUCAAGCCUGCAUGAAGAAUGGAUGAAAGAAAACGUUCGUAAAUCAUGAUCAGAUAUUGUUCUUAAUUUAUGACCUAUGAUUUGAAAGGAAGUGUAAUGCACAUAACCUACUGCAUGCUUGACCCCCCCCCCCCCUCCUCAUUUUUUGUUCUUGUGAACAUGUGCAUGGAAAGCAUUUUCAUAGACACAUUUAUAAUUCAGUGCUCAGUCGUCGCGAAUGCAUUGGAAAAAACAGCGUGAGAGCAAUAAGGAAUAGACAGAAGAAACAGGAUAGAGCGUUGACUUUCAUCCAUUGCGUUUAUUCUUGCUGUGCAAAUAUACAUACAGUUUAGGAAAUGGAGCAACCGGAGGGAAGGCGGGAAAUGGAAAAACCGGAUGAGAGAACUUUUCUGGGACAUGCAGCGUUGUCAAAGCGUAGAAUGAUCAACUGCCAAGAUGGCUAAUCUUUUUGCCAAAUGGGAUGGAUAGUUCUUCCGUUUCCCGCGUAUAUAUAUGCACAGCAAAAAUAAACGCAAUUGUUGGUGAUCGGGGAGCUGGGGUGACCAGAGCUCCGUCCCGUUUCUUCUCACUCUUCUAUGUCGUUUUCGCGCUGUCUUUUCACUGUCAAUGAGCACCAACAAGCUCAAGCUCACCCGCUUCUCUCCACGAAUGUUGUUUGCGAUUCUCCCGCGGGUAGUUCUUUGUUAUUGUUAUUAUUUCACUGUUUUCUAGCGUUUUGGAUUAUGUCGAAACACUUGUCGCUAGUUUGGGCGACGGUGACUGCACCUUAUCGAUGUUCGCUGGUGUCCGGCAGUCUUCGUGUUCACUUGUGUGAAAAAUUUGGUGCCUAUUUUACUUGCACUGUUUAUGAUUUCCUGUAAAUGUGGCCCUAGGAGAACAUAACAUUGCUUUUUGUAGAAAGGUGCUAGUGUUCACAUUUUUUUUCUUGUAGAUUGAGCCGAAUAAAGGGCUGUGACGGUCAUUUCACUGCUUGA
This is a messenger RNA of Rhipicephalus microplus (southern cattle tick), 8129 nucleotides long. RefSeq lists its product as uncharacterized. NCBI's taxonomy places the organism in Eukaryota, Metazoa, Arthropoda, Arachnida, Ixodida, Ixodidae. The record is from RefSeq and is a predicted model, not a curated record.